AUGCACAUACUCAAACAGAAGCUCAUGGCUGUCACGGAGUAUAUUCCUCCAGCCCGGGUCAUCCCACCUGGAGCCUAUCCACCCCAAAGCAAACAAGUCCAGGAGGAUAGUGCCUUCAUGGUGGUCAUGAAGAGGAAUUUGAAGAACGUGUUCCAGGACUCUAAGAUGGUCGCUGUGGUCCAGGACAACGCCAGUAACGCUGAAGACAUGAUGGUGCUCAAGCACAGACUUCAUAAACAUGGCAUCAGUGUCAAGUUCUUCCCCAACCAGGUGGUUCGGUCGUUCAUUAAAGACGGUCUUUUCUCCAACAUGGCUCCUCUGUUCAUCGGUCCUACAGUUCUGUUUGUUAGUGAAGAGCCUAAAGUGAAGGAGAUGCUGUCGACUCUAAGGGCCAGCCCACAGAUGACGCUCCUCGGAGCCUGUAUAGACAACGCACUGCUGAGCGCUCAGGGCGUGGUGAGCUACUCCAAACUGCCGUCGGUGUCUGUCGUCCAGGGCGAACUGGUGAGCGGGCUGACGAUGCUCACCUCCCACACGGUCUCCUUGCUGCAGCGCCACCCGGCCCACCUGUCGGCCCUCCUCCAGCAGUACGUCAAGCAGCAGAGCUCGGAGGGAGCUCCCAAAGCAGAGGAGGCCACGUAG
Anarrhichthys ocellatus (wolf-eel) is the source of this 642-nucleotide messenger RNA. RefSeq names its product mitochondrial ribosomal protein L10 (gene mrpl10). The transcript has 4 exons. NCBI's taxonomy places the organism in Eukaryota, Metazoa, Chordata, Actinopteri, Perciformes, Anarhichadidae. The record is from RefSeq and is a predicted model, not a curated record. The coding region runs from base 1 to 642 and encodes 213 amino acids.